CUUCAUUUCCCUCCCUCAUUCCCCCUCCACCAAAAAAUAAAACAAAAAAAUCUGAGGCGACGUUAGGGUUUAUAUAGCUCGCUCUAACUAAGGACAUAGGUAAAGCAACAGGAAGAUGGGUUCGAGAGACAAGGACCAAACGACAUCGCAUCAUCAGCCCCUCCUUAGCAGCCUUGUCGUACGCCCUUCUGUCAGCGACGGCGGAGAUGGUGGCGGGGGCGGCCGCGCUGGUGGCAGCGACUACGAGCCCGGCGAGGUCCGCCGUGAGCAUCCCCCCUAUUCUCGUCCUGAUCGAUACGCUGAUGAUCCUGGAUAUAGAAUACAUGCAGGUUCUGGUUCGCCUGCACGUCAUAGGGAUGCAGAUCACCGGUACAGUUCUGAUUUUGAUCAUUCAGGGGGUCUACCUCGAGGUCGUGGAUUUGGUGGCGGGAGAGAUCCUGGUAGAUUUCGAGAUUCUUCACCCCCUUAUGCUCGAGGAAGGGUUGGUGGCAGACCACCUGGUAGAGGUUUUGAGGGGCCUGGAUUUGGUCCGGGGCCUUUUAGAGGGGAGGGCAUCAGUAGGAAUAAUCCCAAUAUACGCCCAAGAGAAGGAGAUUGGAUUUGCUCUGAUAACUUAUGUGGCAACCUGAACUUUGCAAGGAGAGAGUAUUGUAACAACUGUAAGAGGCCUCGAUAUGGACAUGGGGGAAGUCCUCGGAGGGGAUAUCCUGGCCCUCCACCACCACAACCCCCUCCUAGACGCUUCCCUGGUCCUCCAUUGGAUAUUUCCCCUGGCAGGACUAUGAAUGGCUAUAGGUCUCCUCCUCGUGGCUGGGCCAGAGAUGGCCCUAGAGAUUUCGGGCCUGGUGGUCCUCCUCCUCCCAGACACGGAGGCAGGUUUUCUGAUCAUGACAUUCGGAGAGGUCGGCCUGAUUAUCCUGAUGAUGACUACCGGGGAAGGAACAAAUUUGAUAGGCCAAUGCCAGUGGAUUGGGGUCAUAGAGACCGAGGAAGGGAUAACUUUUUUAAUGAUAGAAAAGGGUUUGAGAGGCGGUUACCUUCUCCACCUCUGCCGCCACCGCCGCCACCACUACCACUUCCUCAUCAACGUGGUCGAUGGGGGCGGGAUGUGAGAGAGAGGAGCAGAUCUCCAAUUAGGGGUGGCCCACCAGCAAAAGACUAUGGACGAGAUGAUCGACGUGGUAUGGGACGAGACAGGAUGGGAGAUGUGUAUUAGUGGAGUUAGCAAGGGUUGGACCUUGCAUGAGUAUGUGGGUACAGUAGGCAUGUUCUGUCAUUUGUGUGGUGAGAAAAGAUUCUAUGACAGCUUUUCUGAACUGAUUAAUGUACACAUGUUAGGACUUGAUUUAUUGCUUCAACUUUUCAUUCCCUUCAACGUGUAUGAUGAUUGUGAGAUUUGGAGCAGCUUUAAAGCCCCUUUCAUUUUGAGAA
Molecule: messenger RNA, 1431 nt
Organism: Hevea brasiliensis (rubber tree)
Lineage: Eukaryota; Viridiplantae; Streptophyta; Magnoliopsida; Malpighiales; Euphorbiaceae
Exons: 3
Coding region: 116-1216 (366 amino acids)
Biological process (GO): regulation of DNA-templated transcription
Cellular component (GO): nucleus
Molecular function (GO): transcription coregulator activity; RNA binding
Source: RefSeq, a predicted model, not a curated record